UGCAACCCGAGUGCCGGUCCAAUGAUGAUAGUAGAGCCACCGGACAGUCUCCUCCUAAAUAGCUGAAUAAUACCUAAGCGCUAGAGGCUGAGGGCUGCUGCUGCUGCAGACGCAAACCUCGUGCAACGUGUCUAUUGGGAGCAAACCAUUGAGAGCAAGCUUGCCGCCCCCUGAACCACAGGCGGACCCCUGACGGCGUUGCGUGCCUCUUGUCGUCCCUCCUACUCUCCAGCCCGCAACUGCGCGCGUCGAUGGAUUCCUGGCUACAGGCCGCGCGGAACCCCAGCGCCUCUACCAUUGCUCUAGGAUCUGCCAGCGUCCUCGGAGUAACCGUCCUCGCCAUGGGGCUGUUUGGGAAGAACCAAAUGCCGGUUGAGGGCAAGACAAUCCUCCUCACCGGCGCCUCCGAGGGCAUGGGCCGGAGCGCGGCGCGCCAGCUGGCGGAGAAGGGUGCCAACGUGAUCGUGGUGGCGCGCAACGCGGCGCGCCUCGAGGAGGUGGUUGGCGAGCUGAAGGCGGCGGCCAAGUCCCCGCAGACGCAGCGGUUCCUCCACAUCGCAGCCGACGUGUCGGAGCCCGGCUACGCGACGCGCGUGGUCGAGGAGGCGACGGCGUGGAACGGCGGCUCGGUCCCCGACGUGGUGUGGUGCGUCGCCGGCAUGUCGUCGCCCAUGCUGUGGGCCGACUCGGCCGGCGCCGUCGCCGCCGCCCGCCGCAACAUGGACGUCAACUACUGGGGCGCCGCCGAGAUGGCCCACGCCGUCCUGCGCGCCUGGUACGACCCCUCCCGCGGGCCCGGGCCCGGCCCCAAGUCGGAGGCCCGCCACCUCGUCUUCACCGCCUCGGUCCUCGCCUUCUUCGCCCUGGCCGGCUACGGCCCCUACACCCCGUCCAAGAACGCGCUGCGCGGCCUGGCCGACACGCUGUGCCAGGAGGCGCUGCUGUACCCGGACCACCCCGUGCGCGUGCACGUCGUGGCGCCCGGCACCAUCCUCAGCCCGGGCUUCGACCGCGAGCAGCGCACCAAGCCCGACGUCACCCUGCAGCUCGAGAAGGACGACCCGCGCCUGACGCCCGACCAGGUCGCCGCCGCCGCCGUCGCCGGGCUCGAGCGCGGCGGCUACCUCGUCACCAUCGGCCUGCUCGGCGGGGUGCUGCGCCUCGCGGGGCUGGGCAGCUCCGUGAGGAACAACUGGCUCGUCGACACGGCUGGCGCCUGGCUGGUCGCCGCCGUCUGGUUCUUUGUCCAGUGGUCCAUACACGGCGACAUCAAGGCCUUUGCGAAGAAGCACGGCCACCCUAGCACGUAUCCCAAGAAGGAGUGAAAACCCUGCCUGCCGCCCUUUGGGCCUCCACUUUGUAGUUAUGCAUCGCAAAGCUGCAUGAGAUUGCUGCUGCCGGCGACUCCUUACGAAGCGCAUGAUUAGACCUAUAAUCGAAUACACCAUAUACCCGUACUCAG
This is a messenger RNA of Gaeumannomyces tritici R3-111a-1, 1462 nucleotides long. Its product is annotated as 3-ketodihydrosphingosine reductase tsc10. Gene Ontology annotation, cellular component: endoplasmic reticulum membrane. Gene Ontology annotation, molecular function: 3-dehydrosphinganine reductase activity. The transcript has 2 exons. NCBI's taxonomy places the organism in Eukaryota, Fungi, Ascomycota, Sordariomycetes, Magnaporthales, Magnaporthaceae. The record is from RefSeq and is a predicted model, not a curated record. The coding region runs from base 252 to 1325 and encodes 357 amino acids. Gene Ontology annotation, biological process: sphingolipid biosynthetic process.